CGGAAGAUAACUUUUCCAAUUCGUUGCUUAGAAACUCUUAUUAAUUUACGUACCAGUUACUAUUUUACACAAAACAUAUAAAGCGAAAUUUAUAAAAAUUACGGAUCAAUACUGUUUUUUUUUGUUUUUUGUUUUUGUUUCCUUACGUUGAGAGUUAUCAAAUUUUAUAGAUAAAUAUUAUUAAUAAGUUCGCCAUACUGUGUACGUAUACAGUACGUGAUAAAUAACUGAUUACAUGUGUUUGUUUUAAAUAACAAUAAAAUUAAAAAUCGUGGCAACCAUGCUACAAAAGGAAUAAACAAUUACCCGAAAUGAAAUAUUAAACAAGAUGAAGUCAACUACAAACUAGAAGAUAUAUAAACAUAAAAUGUAAAAAAUGGAUCAAAUAAAUUGUAAAAAAUCUCCUGUUACAAAUGUUACAGAAGAAAAUAUGACACCUGAAUAUCUUCAAAGAAAAUUGUAUUUUCUUGUCGACCAAUUGAAGCAAAUGCAAUCCAAUUUACCGGAAGUGUAUCAAUCCCGUAUUUCCUAUGAACUUCUCACGGAAUUGGCAAAUUCUUUGCUCAAUGACACCAUAUUCGAAAUUGUUAAGGGUCUAAUGGAGAUACAGCAUGUUACGGAAAAACAUUUGCAUCAAUUGCGAGAACAAGUGGAAAAUGAAUAUCAAAUUGAGGUACAAGAAUGGAUUUCAAAGAUACAUGACCAAGAGGAGUUGCAGCAUAUUUUGCAAUUGAUGAGAAUAAAGCAUACAAGGAAGUUGCAAGAAACCGAUAUGAAAUUGAUUUCAUUAUUGGAUCAGAAAGUGCGGGAUCAACAGUCUACUUUGCAUAAAGCUGGUGUAGCUGGAUUUUAUGUCACCGAUAAUCCGAAAGAAAUAAAAAUUCAGAUGUUUUUAUUGGACUUCAUAUUACGUUUAAGUAGAAUUAAAUUUGAACCAAAUAAAUGAAAUGUUUGCUUAAAAAGA
Glossina fuscipes is the source of this 964-nucleotide messenger RNA. It is a transcript of the gene gdl, whose product is annotated as gonadal protein gdl. NCBI's taxonomy places the organism in Eukaryota, Metazoa, Arthropoda, Insecta, Diptera, Glossinidae. Bases 377 to 946 code for a protein of 189 amino acids. The record is from RefSeq and is a predicted model, not a curated record. The transcript is spliced from 2 exons.